Messenger RNA from Staurois parvus, 489 nucleotides. Lineage: Eukaryota; Metazoa; Chordata; Amphibia; Anura; Ranidae. The record is from the annotation of a GenBank genome assembly.
UGGAGGACAAGAGGAAAAAAACGAAGUCCCAAGGUGUGUGUAACCCAGACACUUCCACCUGCACCCCUGAGAAAACCCAUUGCACCUCCAUGUAAGAGUGCCACAUUCAGCCUUGGACUCCCACACCCACCUUCUCCAAAGCAGAGAAGUAAGAUCAAGAGGGGCAUUAAAGAGCGCCCUCGACCCUCUGCACCAUGUGAAGUAGUGACUUCUGCACCUAGCCUGCAACACUCUUUCCUGACUGAUGUUUCCCAUGUCUGUGAGAUGGAGGGUGGUCUUCUAAGCCUUCUCAACGAUUUUCAUUCCGGAAAACUUCAAGCAUUUGGGCGGGUAUGCACAUUUGAACAACUGGAACGUGUAAGGGAAAUGCAAGAACAGUUAGCUCGUCUUCAUUUCAGUCUAGAUGUAUGUGCAGAAGAGCUAAGAGAAGAGACGCAUGCAGAGAGGAACUUGGAGCAGCUACUAAAUAAUGUAAGUGAUCAUAUAUAC